AUUAGUCUAAACUAGAAACGAUAACGAUUUCAACGAAGAUAGUCAGCUUAGCAUAUCUUUUUUUUAUAAAACAAUACAUUCUCACGAAGAGCACAAAAUAUUUUAAGUACCAAAUAUUUGAAUUGAAUGAAAGACAUGUUGACAACUCCCCCACUAAUUCUAACUUACAUGAAAAUGACCAUUCUUAGUUAACUUCCAUUCCCUCCAUUUCUUUCAACCCCCUUUAAAUUCAUCCCUUCAUGUCUUCCUUUCCUAUGUUCAAUUUUCGCUUAACUCGAGCCCUUUGAUUAGAGAAAGAGAGCGCGUGUUUAAGAAACUCGAAUAUUUCUAUGGAGAUACAAUUCCAACAAGACUUCAUUGGUCAAAUGGGAGGGAAAAGUGUGAUACCAAUAAACAAAGUCACAAAGCUCAAAGGAAAAUCAAAGAAAUCAUCAAGUAGCGCGAAUAGAAGCAAUAAAUUUGUAGGGGUAAGGCAAAGGCCGAGUGGGAGAUGGGUGGCCGAGAUCAAAGAUACAACCCAAAAGAUAAGAAUGUGGCUAGGCACCUUUGAGACCGCGGAGGCAGCUGCUCGUGCCUACGAUGAAGCAGCCUGCCUGCUUCGAGGGUCAAACACUCGAACCAAUUUUGUUGUCACUCAUGUUUCUCCUAACUCCCCUGUUGCAUCUAGGAUUAAAAACCUCCUCAAAAACAAAAAACUAGAGUCCCAAAAAUCAAGCAAUGUUGAUGAUCAUCAAGUUGAUAAUACUUUAGUUACACCCUUAACUACCAAUUCGGUUGCAUUUCCCUCAAGCACUACUAACACCGCCUUUUCAGACCCUUUUAACUUAGCUAGUACUAAUAGUAGUACAGCCCAAUUUCAGGAUAAUUUUGGGUAUAAAAAUCUUGAUAAUUUUGUUGCACAAACACAAGGUUUACAUCAAAAUAGGGUGUAUAAUGGUGAUGUAUAUAGGCCUCAAAUGAAUGGGUUUGUUGGAAACUACGAGCUAGUUGAUUACUCGACAUUAUUCCAAUGUGGUAACCCUGGAGGUUGUGACAUAAAUUCUAGCUUGCUAAAGCUACCUCUAAGUCUAAGCUGCCAAAACCAAAGCCAAGAGACGUCGGAGAUGCCUAAAAAUGUAGCACUUCCACAAGAAAUGGGCGUGGAAUUGUUUGAGAUGGAGAAGAUUAAAAUGGAGAAGGAUGUCUCAGCAUCCUACUACAACGUGAGUAGUAAUGGACUACACGAGUUCAUCGAUUUUGUACAUGAUCCUAUUGAAUCCCUUUGGGAUCUUCCUCCACUUUAUUCAUCUUUUUGCUCAAUUUGAUAGUCCAUUUUCGCCUUUUUGUUCAUGCCUUCCUUGGUUGAUUAGCCAAAACACCUCAACUUUGCUAGUUGAGAGGGGUGAAAGCCAAAAGAGUUAAAAGAAAACACUCUUUGGCUUUGAUCUUAUCAAUCUUGUUUUAGUUUUUUUUUUUUUUUUUCUUACCUAUUUUGGUCUUGGUUAAGUAUUAGGAAUGGAUCAACUUUAAGCUUGUUGGAAAUUUAUUGACGAGGAGUUUUAAGAGAGAUGGAAUUUGUCCUCUCCUAAUCUCUUGCGUGAUUGUAUUGUAUCUACAUAUGUAUACACAUUUUCAUACUUGUGUACUCUAUAAUAAUUAAUGUCAAUGAUGAAAGGGUUACAUAAAUGGUUUAUUCAUUAGUUCAUUGUAUUAGCAAGUCCUUUAUUCUUUUUUGUAAUUGUAAUUCGAUCCCAUGCUUUGCUUUAAAAAUUAAAAAGGAUUUGAUGUACAACAAAAGUGCAUCUUAGUUUUUAGAGGCAUGAUGUACAAAUCACACUUUAUAGUUAAUUAAGCGUGUUUGGUUGGUAUUAGUCUUGAAACAAGAACGAGUGGCCUCCUUGGUUGUUGGGUGCUACAUAAACUAUUGGUUUCUUAUCAGGGACUUUACAAGCCUAAUUGACUAAGACUGAGUUUGAACCAAAUCUUCUAGGAAAUAACUUUGAGUAAUCAAGCUCGAGCCAAAACUCAAACUUUUUCAAACAUUAAUCUCAACUCUCAAGUUCACUUACCUUGAAAUCUCCACUUGAGUAAAAUUGAUUAAAGCUUAAUACGAAGUAUAUAACAGCAAUUUCAUAUUUAAAAAUUUGUUGUUUACUUUUAUUAUCAUACCCAUACUACUACGAAGGAAAAAAAAAGAAAAGAAAGAAGAAGACGUGUGUCAACUAACUAUAAAUGACUUUAUAAGGAAGGUGUGACAAGACUACUAACAACUAAACUGAGACAAAGAGAGUAUUGAUUCACAUUAAAGUUCAUAUUAUGUAAGAUACAAUAGUAAAAAAAAAUGUCGAGCCUAACACACAAAC
Molecule: messenger RNA, 2342 nt
Organism: Chenopodium quinoa (quinoa)
Lineage: Eukaryota; Viridiplantae; Streptophyta; Magnoliopsida; Caryophyllales; Amaranthaceae
Product: ethylene-responsive transcription factor RAP2-11-like
Exons: 1
Coding region: 330-1304 (324 amino acids)
Biological process (GO): regulation of DNA-templated transcription
Molecular function (GO): DNA binding; DNA-binding transcription factor activity
Source: RefSeq, a predicted model, not a curated record